Molecule: messenger RNA, 1676 nt
Organism: Dermatophagoides pteronyssinus (European house dust mite)
Lineage: Eukaryota; Metazoa; Arthropoda; Arachnida; Sarcoptiformes; Pyroglyphidae
Source: RefSeq, a predicted model, not a curated record
AACAACAACAACAACAAUCAAAUCAACAAAAUAAAUCAAUUCAUGGCAAUCAUAUCAAAUAUCCACAACGACAAUCAUUAUGUGAAACAUUUAUGAAAAAUUCCGUUCAACAACGAUUAUAUAAAUUACAUGGCCGUUGUCUAUGUCUUACAUUAUUGAUCUAUGGUAUAAUAUCAUUGAUAUUUUAUAUGCAAUUGGAUAAUUGGCGUCAAACAUUGAUCAAAUUGAAUAUUAUAAAUGGAUCAUUAUCAUCAUCAUCAUUAACUUAUUCAUCGAAAUUGAAUAAAUGUAAAAUUCGACCUUAUUCAAUACAACAAUUGGGACGAAAAUGUAUGGUUAAUAAUAAUGAUGAUGAUAACGAUAAUGACAAAGAUGAUAAUGGUGAUGAUCAAAAUUUCAAUAAUCAAUCGAUUCAAAUGUCUUUAUUGAUCAUUAUUGGCCUUAUUCUAUAUUUAGCCUAUACGGUUGAAUGUUAUCAUUGUUCAACAAGAUUUGUAUUGGUUAACGGAAAACGUAUCCAAUAUGUAUUGGAUUAUAUCGAUCAAAUGCGACAAGCAAAACCGAUUGUAUGGUGGAAAGCUGCAUCAUAUCAUUAUAUACGUUGCUAUAAUCAAUCGACCUGUCAAAUGGUUAAUACAAGAACAUUAUCAGCAAAUGAAAUUCGAUCGAAUCAUAUUACACAACAAAGACAACGUUUAGGACGUAAACGUAUCGAUACUAGAUAUUCGAAUGCUCGUUUUCAUUAUGAAGAUCGAUUUAAUAUUGAAGAUAUUUCCGAUAGAUUGAUUGACAUUGAUCGUUCGCCAAUCACAAGAAUACGUUUUUUUAAAGGAUUUGUUUUUAUCGAUAAACAAUCUGCACAAGAAUUCGAUCGACAACGUACAAAUUUUUUUCAUCAUAAUUUUAAACUUGAUGAUUAUCUUGAAAUACGUGAAGGUAUCGAUCUGGAUGGUAUCGAUUUUUAUGAUUCAAUCAUUACAUUAUCUACUGAUAAUAAUAAUGGCCUAUUAAAUUGGCAUUGGUAUUGUCGACCAUCAAUGUUUUGGAUAUUUUCAGCUAUUCUUCUUUCAUGGCCAUUUCGUAUUAUUCUCGAAUAUAAUACUUCCUAUGUUAAUUAUAGGGUUGUGAAAUUAUUCAGUUUGCUCAACAACAUCAAUCAAUCGACAAUCAUGAACAUUCCUAAUCAACAACAUUCACAAUCAUGUCAUCAACGAUCACAAUCUAUAGAUAAUAAUUUAAGUCUUUCUAAUUAUUUAAUUGCACCAAGUUAUUCGGAAGCAAUUCUAACAUGUUCUGAUAAUUUUGCUCAAGGUCUUAAUAAUGUUCCUACAACAAUGAUGAUGGAUGAUUCCAAUUCAAUGAAAACAAUCGAAAUGCCUUUAACAAUUGAUCUACCAUCAUAUGAUGAAGUAAUCAAUAUGAAUACUGAUAAUCAUUAUCAUAGACGAUCAAUUCGACGAUGUUUAACUCAAUUAUUUUUCGGUGAUCAUAAUCACAAUAAUCAUGAUGAUGAUGGUAAUGAUAAACCAAACAUUAUGAAACGAUCAAUUACAAUCGAUUAUUGUAUGAACAAUAAUAAUCGUUUAUGGGAAUUUUUAACUAAAAAAUUUGAUCAAACAAAUUUUUAUAAUUACAAUACAACAUUAAUUUUUUGUUUGUUUAAAAUGUCUUGGUGA